Lolium perenne is the source of this 585-nucleotide messenger RNA. RefSeq names its product histone H4. Gene Ontology annotation, cellular component: nucleosome. Lineage: Eukaryota; Viridiplantae; Streptophyta; Magnoliopsida; Poales; Poaceae. The record is from RefSeq and is a predicted model, not a curated record. Gene Ontology annotation, molecular function: protein heterodimerization activity; DNA binding; structural constituent of chromatin.
CUCCACCUCCAUCCACAACCAUCCACCUCAUCCUACCAGCAACGCCCACCACACACGAGUCAAACUCACCGGAGAAAAGGGAAAACUCGUCGGAGAUGUCGGGCCGCGGCAAGGGAGGCAAGGGGCUCGGCAAGGGCGGCGCCAAGCGCCACCGGAAGGUGCUGCGGGACAACAUCCAGGGCAUCACCAAGCCGGCCAUCCGCCGCCUGGCGCGCCGCGGCGGCGUCAAGCGCAUCUCGGGGCUCAUCUAUGAGGAGACCCGCGGCGUGCUCAAGAUCUUCCUCGAGAACGUCAUCCGCGACGCCGUCACCUACACCGAGCAUGCAAGGCGCAAGACCGUCACCGCCAUGGACGUCGUCUACGCGCUCAAGCGGCAGGGACGCACCCUCUACGGAUUCGGCGGUUAGGAAGGGCAGGAUCCGUCGGUCGGUCGCGGGGUCAGAUUUAGAUAGUUAGCCUCUGUUUAGGGUUCCAUGGUCUGGUGUCGAGUAGUAGUUGCAGCGUCUCGCUGUUGUUUUCUCUGUGGUGACUGUAAGACUGUUGAUUUGGUAGAAUGGAAUGAUAAUUUCACUAGUUUACCAUCUA